AUAAUGUGUCUAAUUCACAAAAAUAAUAGUAUAUAAUUUCUUAUUUUUGUCAAGAAUUUUUUUUUAAUUAAAAUCAGUGCACAGCCGAACAUUUUACUUUGAUACAUGGACAUAUAAUUUACAUUCACAGCAAAAGAAAAUGGAUUAUACUAAUGCAAAAUGUAUGUAGGUUGUGAAACAUCGCUUUGUACUGCCCAAUCAGCUUUCCAUUUGAAAAUGGUCGACCCAAUAUAUCUAACAAAAGAAAUUGAUAAAAAAAUUUAUCAAUAUUAUAAUUUUAAAUAUAUAUAUAUAUAUGAUUGAAUAUAAAUAAUAUUUUUAUCUAAAUUUUUAUAAAUAAUAAAAUUUAAAAAUUAACAAAAAAAUAUUUUUAAAUAUCAUUUAAAUUUUUUAAGCUGUUAUCUCUGCAGAUGUGCAAAAACACUUACUAAUGUUGAAACCAUAUCUACCGUUAACUCUACUAUGUACAUGUUACCAAUCAAAGCCAAUAAAAUCUAAGUUAGUUGCAGCGGUUAUUUAGUUAAUAAAAAAAUUAUUACAAUAAAAGCGCAUACUUGUCACCAGUUAAAACUAAUAAAAUCUAAGUUAGAUUGCGGCGAUUACUUAGUUAAUAAAAAAAUUAUUACAACAAAAAACGUCAACUCUACUACGUGUGACCAAGUAAAACCAAUAAAAUCUAAGUUAAAUUGAUCAGUUAGUUAAUCAGAAAAUUAUCAUAACAAAAACAUCCAACUCUACUACGUGUCACCAGUUAAAACCAAUAAAAUCUAAGUUAAAUUGCAGCGAUCACUUAGUUGAUAAGAAGAUUAUUAUAACAAAAAUGUCAACUCUACUACGUGUCACCAAUUAAAACCAAUAAAAUCUAAGAUAAGUUCUGGCGAUUACUUAGUUAAUAAGAAAUUUAUUACCACAAAAUUGUCACCAAUGAUAACCAAUAAAAGCUAAGUCAAAUUGCUGCACUGCACUACACAGGAGAGAGAGGUUGACUGCGACAGACAAUGGCCGUUCCAAGGGAAGUCAAUGUGAUGGAACAAAACAAUGUUGACUGUGAUAUUGCUGCUGAAUACGAGUUUUACUCGCAUCUCGGUGCCUUAGCCGCCGCAGCUGAGUUCGGUGACGUCGUCGCCUUGGGCACAGCCAUUGACACUAUGCAUGGGCUUACUGACGAGCCACUUAAGAAUAGUGACACGGCACUUCACCUGGCGUGUCUAUAUGGUAACCUCCCUUGUGUUGAGCUUCUCCUGGAAAGAGGAGCUGAUAUGGAGGUUACAGAUUUAUAUAGAGCAACUCCUCUACAUAAUGCUUGUGAUGGGGGAUACUUAGACAUAGUAGAGUUUCUUUUAAGCCGAGCUAGUUGUCCUGAAUGUGCAAAGAGAAUGAUUGAAACAAUCGACCUACAAGGUGACACUCCUCUGCAUAAUGCAGCGAGAUAUGAGUAUGUCGAUGUGAUUAGGCUUUUGCUAAGUUCAGGGGCUUCACCAACGACUAAAAACUCCAGCGGGCAGGUAAUAUUUGAAAAUAUUUUUUCUUCACUUUUAGACUUCCAAUUAUUUUGAUUAGUGAUUAUAGCAAGGUUGUGACUAUGCAGACACCAGGUGAUUUAGCUGGUAUAAACAGUGAGGCUAGGAGGAUCCUCGAAGUUGCGGUUGGUAACUCAUCAAUCUCCUAGUGAUCUGCAAUCUGCAAAAUUCUUAGGCCUGUGAAGUUGGGCCUUAUCUUCUUCUUUUUUUUAUCUUAUUAUUGACUAUUUCUAUACAAAGGAUUAUACUCUUUUUUUUUUUUUAAUUUGAAACUACAAAGGAUUAUAAUCUUUAUACCAAUGAAUUAUGAACAUCAUGUCGGUUUCAGUUUAUGAAGAUUGUUAUCAGAUUAAUAGAUUUGAAUGUGUUCUCUCGUUAGCCUUUAUAUAAUAAAGGUGAACAGGACCUUUCUGAUCGAGUUGCAAGACUCUGCUGCAUGCAUAUAGAGCAAAGCAAUGGUUAAAAGCCAAAAACUAAGCAAGACAAAGUAGUAACUAG
Molecule: messenger RNA, 2018 nt
Organism: Brassica napus (rape)
Lineage: Eukaryota; Viridiplantae; Streptophyta; Magnoliopsida; Brassicales; Brassicaceae
Product: ankyrin repeat domain-containing protein 1
Exons: 5
Coding region: 999-1556 (185 amino acids)
Biological process (GO): protein ubiquitination; positive regulation of protein catabolic process
Molecular function (GO): protein binding
Source: RefSeq, a predicted model, not a curated record